Molecule: messenger RNA, 1163 nt
Organism: Saccostrea cuccullata (small rock oyster)
Lineage: Eukaryota; Metazoa; Mollusca; Bivalvia; Ostreida; Ostreidae
Exons: 2
Coding region: 102-926 (274 amino acids)
Source: RefSeq, a predicted model, not a curated record
UUGAAUUCGAAGCGAGAAGACUCCAAGAUUGAUUACUUUAUCUGCUAUUAAUCCUUUAAUUGGUCUUAUCUGCGAUCGAAAAGAUAUUUAAGACAUGAGCAAUGCCUGUCCUGAAAAGAAGAAGCGGAUCCAUCGGCCAAAGAAAAAAAUACCACUCCAAAAGGCAGCGUAGUCACAGUGUGUCAGACGUAUCGGUUCAACAGCAUGAUCACAGUUACAACACCCUCAACAGUUCUUCAGCUCCAGGUCAAGAUUUCCCAGACAUCAGUCAGUGUUCCAGUCCAGACAUCCCUAAUGUCAUGGAACAAGAAAAUGUUCAACUGCCUUCAGAUCAGUCCUAUUGUUCCAGUCAGGUCACCGCUGAUCAAGAGCGAGAAGCUGUUGAGGAUGUGCAAGUUACCUCUCCUGUUUCACAGACUUUGCCACAUUCUACAGUAGAAAGUGAAGACCCACUGACCCUACUUAAGGAUGAACUCAUUUCCCUGGUUUGUUCUCCAUAUACUGUGACGUACCAUCUUCAUCAGCAUGCCAUAGAAAUUAUUGAAUUCUACAAGCACCAAGAACAGACCUCCUCAGUAAAGUUAAGUGUUGUGAUUGGGAGAGACUUUUAUGUGAACAUUUAUGUACACAGGACUUUAAUUCCAUAUUCUCAUGAUUUCUGGAGUGGACUCCCAAGGCAGACAUUCACAGCCGCUGGUGUUUGCAGAGUGUUGGAUAAACUUAAACAUUAUGGCGUAUGCGUGGGAAAUCCUAAUGCUGAGUUCCAAGAUCUGACACCAGCAGGAAGUGGAUUAUCAGACACAACAUCCGAAGAGAUUUCAGCAUUCAGAGAGGGGAAUUUGGUGCCAUCCAGGGAAAUCUGUCAUAUAGUUCAACGAUACGAUCAUCGAAAUGUGAUUUUCUUGUUGAAGGCGCAAGGUGUGUGAACUGUUCCAGGUACAGACAGCUUCUCAGAGAAAGAAAGUAUCGGAGAGAAGAACAAAAGUACAGAGAUGUCUCCAUUACAAGCACCUACAAACAUUCCGACAUGACACGUGACAUGCUGUACAAGAAAUUAUCUCUCCAGAAGUCCCACAUGAAGUCUUUACAAGCAGAAGUUGACCGUCUGAAGAGAGGAAUGAAUGCUGCCAUCGAGAAAGGUCUCAAACUAAGUGAGGAUCAAA